Acyrthosiphon pisum (pea aphid) is the source of this 484-nucleotide messenger RNA. RefSeq lists its product as uncharacterized. NCBI's taxonomy places the organism in Eukaryota, Metazoa, Arthropoda, Insecta, Hemiptera, Aphididae. The coding region runs from base 15 to 386 and encodes 123 amino acids. The record is from RefSeq and is a predicted model, not a curated record. The transcript is spliced from 2 exons.
GCUGUACUUAUGGAAUGAUUUAUAAUGGACAUGAUAAAGAAUCAAGGCAAGAAGUUUGCAAUGAUCGUUUUAACUUUAAGUGCAACUGCCAGCCUUGCAUAAAGAAUUGGCCAACAUUUAAUCUUAUACCAAACCACCAUUCUAUAUUAAAGUAUAUUCUGAACCCUAGUAUGGCAGAUAUAGUGUCAUCCGAGUGCAAAAAGUUUAUGGAAUUUACAAAGUCAGUGGAACCAAAAGAUCAUUGUCAGCAUUUAAAUUAUUUAUAUUCAUUUAUUAAACUUUUGUAUGCUAAUGUAGAACGACCAUUUGCAUUAUAUGAGGAUUGUCUUGAAAUGAUAGGUAAUGCUCAUAGCAUAAGUACUUAUUUAAUAAGUAUUUGUGAAUAAUGAACAUCUAUGAAUAUUGAUAUCUUACUUUUAUAAUAACUGGUUUAUUAAUAAUUAAGUAAUUUUUAAUUAUAUCAAAAGUAGUAAUUUGUGUUCAA